AUGUCGACUCCCGUGAAGCUGUCGACCCCGGUCAAGGGAGAUGCCAAUCCCAAGAAGUCGGAUCUUCCCUUCGGCCUUUCCUUCUCAGAGGCCAGAGUCCUCUUGAUUGGCAUGGCCUGCGCCGCCGAGAAUUCCAAGCCCAACCAUGAGCUUCUUUAUCAACUCGGCGGCUUCAAGAACCCCAACAGUUCCCGCGUGUGCUACAACGCGGCCCGCCGCAAGUUUGAAGACAAGUUCGCUGAGUUUGUCCGUGACCUCGGCAUUGAGCUUCCUGCCGAUCUGCUCAAGCCUCGCAAGGCCAAGCCCAAGACUCCUUCGAAGAAAGGGGAGGCUACUACCGACGAUGAGGACGCCAGCCCUUCGAAGCCGGCUACCAAGGCAUCUGGCAGUCGCAAGACCAAGACUUCUGUGAAGAAAGAAGAGGUUACUACCGACGACGAGGACGUCACUCCUUCGAAUCCUAUCUCUAAGGGCCGUCGUCGCAAGAUUGACUCCGACAGUGAAUACGAGCCAGUGGCCAAGGCCGCUCGUGGCCAGAAUGGCAAGCAGGCGAAGAUCGCUUCGAUCUCCAAUGUCAAGUCUUCCAAGUCCGAGGUCGUUGACAACAUCGCUGCCGAGCAGGCCACUGACAGCUUUGUCGAGGCGGAGGAAGCUGCCCUGACUCAGCUGGCCUCUGCUCCUGGGUAUGGCGAAUCUGCCUUUAACUACCCAGACAACGAGGAGCUCUUUGCGGGAGUUGAAGUCUAA
Molecule: messenger RNA, 747 nt
Organism: Penicillium riverlandense
Lineage: Eukaryota; Fungi; Ascomycota; Eurotiomycetes; Eurotiales; Aspergillaceae
Product: putative histone h1.3.
Exons: 2
Coding region: 1-747 (248 amino acids)
Source: RefSeq, a predicted model, not a curated record